GGGCUGGCAGACCGGGUCAUGAGAGGAUACACCAUGUCCCUGUUGGCACAGAGGAUGGUCUCCUAACCCAGUACGCACAUUCAGGAUGCCUGCAGGCGGCUAGGACUCCAUGUCCUCACCAUGGGCUGCCCAGGCUGGUCAGUAGCCCUUUAACCCGGAGAGAGCCCAAACCCCACCUCUCCCCUGUGGGAUGGCUAUUCCAAGUGUCCUGGAAGGGACUCAAAGCUCAGGUUCCCACAGCACCUACCUGACUGUGUCUAGUCAUUUGGCCUCUGUCCAUGCAAGUUUCCGGGUUCCUAAUGUCAAAAUGAUGCAACUGUCCGCUGGAGAUGCCAAGGGCCUGAAGGGUGUGAAUGCAACCUGGAAGAUACAACAGAUAUGGUGGGACCUGGGGCCAGGGCUGCUGUUGAUCUUCUGGUUAUAGGGCUGAGUUCCUCCAGUGAACCAGGCGCCAUCCUGGCCUCUCACUUCCUUCCCAGACCAGCUCUCUCCAGGAAGAGACCAGUCAAUCCUCGUGGGCAUCUCCUGCUGUGAUCUGGGGGAGACCAUGUUCAAGCGCCCCAACUGCCUGCUGAGGAUGCUCAGGGGCACCCCCAGACAGCGGGUCUUCACUAUCUUCAUUAUCAGCUUCAAAUUCACAUUCCUUGUCUCCAUCAUGAUCUACUGGCACACUGUGGGUACACCCAAUGACCACGAACCACAGAACAGCCUGCCAGUGGACGUCCCCUGCCCCCAGCUGGCCUCACCUGGCAUCUUUGUCCCAGGCAACAUCUUCUUCCUAGAGACCUCAGACAGGACCAAACCUAGCUUUCUGUUUAUGUGUUCCGUGGAGUCGGCUGCCAGGGCACACCCAGAGUCCCGGGUGGUGGUGCUCAUGAAAGGGCUGUAUAAAGACAAGACAGCCCUGCCUCAGAACCUUGGCAUCUCCCUCCUGAGAUGCUUCCCCAAUGUCCAGAUACAACCUCUGGACCUGAAGGAGCUGUUUCAGGACACGCCGCUGGCAGCCUGGUACUUGGAGGUGCGGAGCAGCUGGGAGCCCUAUCUGCUGCCAGUGCUGUCUGAUGCCUCCAGGAUUGCGCUUCUAUGGAAGUUCGGUGGCAUCUACCUGGACACAGACUUCAUUGUCCUCAAGAACCUGAGGAAUCUGACCAACACGCUAGGUGUCCAAUCCCGGUACGUCCUCAACGGAGCCUUCCUGGCCUUCGAGCGCCACCAUGACUUCUUGGAACUGUGCAUACGUGACUUUGUGGACCACUACAAUGGUUGGAUUUGGGGCCACCAGGGCCCCCAACUGCUCACCCGAGUCUUCAAGAAGUGGUGUUCCAUCCGCAGCCUGAAGGAGAGCCACACUUGCCGUGGAGUCACUGCUCUGCCCCCUGAGGCCUUCUACCCCAUCCCCUGGCAGGACUGGAAGAGAUACUUUGAAGACAUCAGCCCUGAGGAAAUGGCACGGCUACUCAAUGCCACCUAUGCUGCUCAUGUGUGGAACAAGAAAAGUCAGGGUACACACCUAGAUUCCACAUCCAGGGCUCUGCUGACCCAGCUACAUGCCCGCUACUGCCCCACAACACAUGAAGUCAUGAAGAUGUACUUGUGAGGACCCUGCAGGCUGUAUCAGCACCGUUACUGCCUUCCCCAGGGAGGCAAGGUGAGCAGGAGGGAAAGAGGGCUCUGAGCUGUUGCUGCUGAUUUUAGAAGAGACCGAGGCUGGCCUGGGGAAUAUGUGCCGCCUCUGUACACCUGCCCCUCCGGGCCAGAGUGAGACUGGUUGAUACACUUUGUCCAGUGUUCUGGGCUGUCAAGUGGGUCUAGAAUUAGUAGCAUCUGGGGCCUUAAGGAGCUAGAUCAGCAAGCCUGGAACACUGAAGAGCAUUCUAAGGCAAGAAGACAGAUGAGGCCAGGAGCAGAACUCAGAGAGGCCUGGGUAGAAAUGCUAAGAAGGGUGGGGCUCUCCCAGCUUCAUGAGCCCAAGGGGAGGGGCAGAACUCUCUGGGAAUCUUUCCUCCCUUGGGGCACCGCUGUGAAGAUCUGCCACAGCCCAUUCCAGCAAGCAGGGGAAGUAGAAAUUCCUGGGGAAAGUGUUUUUUGUUUUGUUGUUUUGGUUUUUCAAGACAGGAUUUCUCUGUGUAGCCUUGUUGUCCUGGAAUUUGCUCUGUAGACCAGGCUGGCCUUGAACUCACAGAGAUCCACCUGUCUCUGCCUCCAAGUGCUGGGAUUAAAGGGAUGCACUACCACCACCUGGCUGGAAAAAGUGUUUUAAAUCACCGCCCCACCUUUGUAGACACUGGAGGCGCUAAUAAAAGUGACUUACCAACACCUAA
Mesocricetus auratus (golden hamster) is the source of this 2321-nucleotide messenger RNA. It is a transcript of the gene A4galt, whose product is annotated as alpha 1,4-galactosyltransferase (P blood group). The coding region runs from base 548 to 1597 and encodes 349 amino acids. The record is from RefSeq and is a predicted model, not a curated record. Gene Ontology annotation, molecular function: acetylglucosaminyltransferase activity. The transcript is spliced from 2 exons. Gene Ontology annotation, biological process: protein O-linked glycosylation. Lineage: Eukaryota; Metazoa; Chordata; Mammalia; Rodentia; Cricetidae.